Molecule: messenger RNA, 1715 nt
Organism: Solea senegalensis (Senegalese sole)
Lineage: Eukaryota; Metazoa; Chordata; Actinopteri; Pleuronectiformes; Soleidae
Gene: dram2b
Product: DNA-damage regulated autophagy modulator 2b
Exons: 8
Coding region: 312-1142 (276 amino acids)
Biological process (GO): photoreceptor cell maintenance; regulation of autophagy
Cellular component (GO): lysosome
Source: RefSeq, a predicted model, not a curated record
CUGUGAUUGAACGACGCAUGCGCACUAUCUCCUUUAGCUAAUAGCCGAAACAACACAACAGUAGAACUUAGUUUACUCAAAUAGAGGAUUGUAUCUGUGUCAGUGUUGUGACAAUCACUGACAUUUAACGGACAGCAGGUUUAAAAACACAUUUUCUGAAGAUUUGGACGAUUAUGGUUGUCCGAGGAUUCGAGUAACGUGAGUGCCAUCACAUGUCCCAGCAAAAAGACAAAAAACGGUCUUUCUGUGGGUGUGACUGAUUGAUUUCAUCAGUGCAGCAGCAGCGGCAACAAACACUCGGCCAAGAGGCCAUGUGGUGGUUCCAGCAGGGCCUGUGCUUCCUGCCUGCUGCUCUGGUCAUCUGGACUGCAGCGUCCUUCAUCUUCGCAUAUGUCACAGCGGUGAUUCUUAGACAUGUGGAUCCUCUGGUGCCGUACAUCAGCGACACAGGAACCAUGGCACCAGAGAGGUGUGUGUUUGGCAUCAUGUUGGACGUGUCAGCCUUUUUAGGGAUGGCUACAGUGUAUGUACGUUACAAACAGGUGGAGGCUCUGACUGCGAGGGACGAGCUCAGACUCCACCGGCUGAACUGCUUUGGGCUGCUGCUCGGUUGGAUAAGCUCAUUUGGGAUGUGUGUGGUUGCAAACUUCCAGAAGACCACACUGUUCUCCAUGCACUUGGUGGGCGCAGUGUUGACCUUCGGGGUCGGGGCUCUCUACAUCUUAGUUCAGACGCUGCUGUCACUCAACAUGCAACCUCACAUCCACAGCAAGUCCAUCUACUUCAUCCGCCUGGGCAUUGGCGUCUGGACUCUGAGCAGCAUCAUCACCAUGUUCAUAUCAUCUGUCAUCAUGUAUAGCAGUCUGCCCGGGGUGGAUGUACCUCACAAAAUGCACUGGAAUCCUGGAGAGACGGGUUACACUGCUCAUCUCAUCAGCACUGUGUCUGAAUGGUCUCUGGCCUUCUCCUUCAUCAGCUUCUUCCUCACCUACAUCAGAGAUUUCCAGAAAAUUAAAUUGCGAGCUGAGGUAGAUUUGCAGAGCACCCACCUUUACGACGGGCCAUAUGGAGACGCUGUGGCAUCACUACAGUAUGAACGUGUGGCAUCUGAGGCUUCUCCACUGCUGACAGGACGAACGUGACCAACAACUGAGAACAUUUGACAAGAACUGCGGGAAUCUAGUCAUGUUUUUUUUUUUUUUUUAAAAAGAAGCUGUUUUGGCUUUGUUUCCUCUCAAAGAACAGACACUACCAGUUUAUCAUUUUAGCAUCCAAAUGAUUGAUACUAGCAUUUUACAGACGAUUUUGUUGGACGGUUGUGGGUGCUAUUGUAUUGAAUUUAGUGUAAAAUGCCCCUGCAAGGAGGUGGUUGUUAAUGUUUAAAUAAAUCUUUCUAAAUGUGAGCCAAUAACCUAUGGGGAAAAAACACUGUGCUGAGUUUCAGAUUUGUUAGGUUCAAAGUAACCUAACAAAAGGACGUUUAAAUAUUUUAACCAAUGUUUAUCUCUGUUUUCUUCACACUGCUUUUAGCUCUUCAUAUGAAACGGUUUCUCCCAUUAUUAACUUUUUUUAAUGUAAAAUGAACAAUACGUUGACACCUCUAUCUGCUGGAGAACCAGACAUUUUACUUAAAGUGAAUAUGUACUAAUUAUAAUGAGGUUUUAUAAUAUAACAUAGUACAAAUGUAUACAGCUACAUAAAACUUUGAAACAUUU